UUCACCUUUAAAUACAGAGAGGUAAAAAAUAAUAUUCGUCUGUGUUCUACUAUAGAUUAUACACUGCAAAUCCAUUCUAUAACAGAGAUCCACCUCUAUAACAUAACAGAGAUCUCUAGAGUAAAAUACAGAGGCAUCCAUUGGAGAUGCUCUGGAAGACCGAACCUUCGAUCUCAUUCUCUGGAGAAGAAAGUUCAAUCCCUUUUUGAUUAAACAAUGGCGAAGAACGUAGGGAUAUUGGCUAUGGACAUCUAUUUCCCUCCCACCUGUGUUCAACAGGAAGCUUUGGAAGCUCAUGAUGGAGCAAGCAAAGGGAAAUACACCAUUGGACUUGGUCAAGAUUGUUUAGCUUUUUGCACUGAGCUUGAAGAUGUUAUCUCAAUGAGUUUCAAUGCGGUGACAUCUCUUCUUGAAAAGUACAAGAUUGACCCCAAGCAAAUUGGGCGUCUUGAAGUAGGCAGUGAGACUGUCAUUGACAAGAGCAAGUCCAUCAAAACCUUCUUGAUGCAACUCUUUGAGAAAUGUGGAAACACUGAUGUAGAAGGUGUUGACUCGACCAAUGCUUGCUAUGGUGGAACUGCAGCUUUGCUAAACUGUGUCAAUUGGGUUGAGAGUAACUCCUGGGAUGGACGCUAUGGCCUUGUCAUUUGUACUGACAGUGCGGUUUAUGCAGAAGGACCCGCAAGGCCCACUGGAGGAGCAGCUGCCAUUGCUAUGUUGAUAGGACCAGAUGCUCCUAUUGUUUGUGAGAGCAAAUUGAGAGGAAGCCACAUGGCUCAUGUCUAUGACUUUUACAAGCCAAAUCUUGCUAGCGAGUACCCGGUUGUUGAUGGUAAGCUUUCACAGACAUGCUACCUUAUGGCACUUGACUCUUGCUAUAAACAUUUGUGCAACAAGUUUGAGAAACUUGAGGGCAAAGAGUUCUCCAUCAAUGAUGCUGAUUACUUUGUCUUCCAUUCUCCAUACAACAAACUUGUGCAGAAAAGCUUUGCUCGUCUCUUGUACAACGACUUCUUGAGAAACGCAAGCUCCAUUGAUGAGGCUGCCAAAGAAAAGUUCACUCCUUAUUCCUCCUUGUCCCUCGAUGAGUGUUACCAAAGCCGUGAUCUUGAAAAGGUGUCACAACAACUAGCAAAAACGUAUUAUGAUGCUAAAGUGCAACCAACGACUUUAGUACCAAAACAAGUCGGUAACAUGUACACUGCUUCUCUCUACGCAGCAUUUGCUUCCCUCGUCCACAACAAACACAGCGAUUUGGCGGGAAAGCGGGUGGUUAUGUUCUCAUAUGGAAGUGGUUCAACCGCAACAAUGUUCUCAUUGCGUCUCUGCGAGAACCAGUCUCCUUUCAGCUUAUCAAACAUCGCUUCUGUAAUGGAUGUUGGCGGUAAAUUGAAGGCUAGACAUGAGUAUGCACCUGAGAAGUUUGUGGAGACAAUGAAGCUAAUGGAACAUAGGUACGGAGCAAAGGAGUUUGUGACGAGCAAGGAAGGUAUCUUAGACCUUUUGGCUCCGGGGACUUAUUAUCUGAAAGAGGUUGAUUCAUUGUACCGGAGAUUCUAUGGCAAGAAAGGAGACGAUGGAUCCAUAACCAAUGGACACUGAUUCUUGAAAGCAUAAAUCACUUGAAAGAUGGUGUCUACUCAUCGCUCUUUAUGUUUACUUUCCAAAAUUUAUAAGGUUCUUGUUACUUUGAUUUAGGGACAGUUUGCAUGCUCUUGUUUUUAUUUGCCAUUGAUUCGAUUCUCUGAAGCUUUUUUUUUUUUCUCUUAGUGUGUGUUUUAAAUAAGCCCGUUAAUUUUAGGAAUUAUUAAGAUGUUAAAAUAAACCUUUAAAUUAUUCAUCAUGUGGAUUAUUUAUGGUGUU
This is a messenger RNA of Brassica oleracea var. oleracea, 1863 nucleotides long. Its product is annotated as hydroxymethylglutaryl-CoA synthase-like. Lineage: Eukaryota; Viridiplantae; Streptophyta; Magnoliopsida; Brassicales; Brassicaceae. Gene Ontology annotation, biological process: acetyl-CoA metabolic process. The coding region runs from base 217 to 1602 and encodes 461 amino acids. Gene Ontology annotation, molecular function: hydroxymethylglutaryl-CoA synthase activity. The transcript has 12 exons. The record is from RefSeq and is a predicted model, not a curated record.